AUGUGGCGCGGGGCGACGCGGAGGAGGCACUACCUGCUGGGCAGAGGAGGUGGUGGUGGAGGAGGAGGAGGAGGAUGGCACAAGGGUCUGGGGUCGGGUUCGGGUUUGGGCUCGGGGUCGGCAGGUGAGCAGCAGCAGCAUCAGCAGCAGGGAGUGGACUGGCUGUACGAGUCCUACUACCGGAUGAGUCAGCAGCAUCCUCUCAUCGUCUUCCUGCUGCUCAUCGUGAUGGGAGCUUGCCUGGCGUUGCUGGCCGUCUUCUUUGCAUCGGGACUGGACAUCAAGGACCAUGUGGCGUUUGUGAUCACCGUCACCACGGCGCUGGCUGUGUUCCUCAGCGUGUUCGUGCUGGUGUGCAUCGAGGCCGUGUUCAAGAAGCUGCUGCGCCUCUUCUCCCUGCUGGUGUGGGCCUGCCUCCUGGCCAUGGGAUACCUCUUCAUGUUCUUUGGAGGGAUCAUCUGCCCCUGGGACCAGGUCUCCUUUUUCCUGUUCAUCAUCUUCGUGGUGUACACCAUGCUGCCCUUCUCCAUGCGAGAUGCCAUCAUCGCCAGCGUGCUCACCGCCUCCUCUCACACCAUCGUGCUCAGCCUCUGCCUCUCUAGCGGCAGCGAGAGACUGGAUCCUCUGCUGUGGCAGAUCCUGGCCAACGUCAUCAUCUUCAUCUGUGGUAACCUGGCUGGGGCCUACCAUAAGCACCUGAUGGAGCUGGCCCUCAAGCAGACCUACCAGGACACCUGCAACUGCAUCAAGUCCCCCAUCAAGCUGGAGUUUGAGAAGCACCAACAGGAGCGCUUGCUCCUGUCCCUGCUGCCGGCCCACAUCGCCCGGGUGAUGAAGGCGGAGAUCAUCCAGAGGCUGCAGGGCCCCAACUUCGGCCAGGUGGAGAACACCAACAACUUCCACAACCUGUACGUGCAGCGGCACAUCAACGUCAGUAUCCUCUAUGCUGACAUCGUGGGCUUCACGCGGCUGGCCACUGACUGCUCCCCUGGCGAGCUGGUGCACAUGCUCAAUGAACUCUUCGGGAAGUUUGACCAGAUUGCCAAGGAGAAUGACUGCAUGAGGAUUAAAAUCCUGGGGGACUGUUAUUACUGUGUGUCUGGGCUGCCAGAGUCACUGCCCGACCACGCCAAGAACUGUGUAAAGAUGGGACUGGACAUGUGUGAAGCCAUCAAAAAGGUGAGGGAUGCCACAGGGGUGGACAUCAACAUGCGCGUGGGGGUCCACUCAGGAAAUGUCCUCUGUGGGGUGAUUGGCCUGCAAAAGUGGCAGUAUGAUGUCUGGUCACAUGAUGUGACAUUAGCCAAUCACAUGGAGGCUGGGGGAGUGCCUGGGCGUGUCCACAUCACCUCGGUGACCCUAGAGCACCUGAACGGCGCGUACAAGGUGGAGCCAGGAGAUGGGCAGGAGAGAGACCCAUACCUGAAGGAGCACGGCGUUGUCACCUAUCUCGUCAUCAACCCCAAGGUAGAGAAACGGAGCCCUCAUUUCAACUUCAGGCACCGGCCCACACUGGAAGGGGGCGUGCGGGGGAUGCGUGCGUCGGUCCGCAUGACGCGCUACCUGGAGUCCUGGGGCGCUGCCAAGCCCUUCGCCAACCUGCACCACCGUGACAGCAUGACCAACGAGAAUGGCAAGAUCAACACGGCCGAUGUGCCACUGGGACAGUACCAGUUUCGCAGGAGAAGAGAGAGAACAAAGUCUCAGAAGAGGCGGUUUGAAGAGGAGUUCAACGAGCGAAUGAUUCGCACAUUUGAUGGAAUCAAUUCACAGAAUAGGCAGUGGCUGAAAUCUGAGGACAUUCAGCGCAUAUCUUUAUUUUUCCACAAUAAAGCACUGGAGAAAGAGUACCGAGCCACCACUCUGCCUGCGUUCAAGUACUACGUGACCUGUGCCUGCUUGAUAUUCUUCUGCAUCUUCAUUGUCCAGAUCCUGGUCUUGCCAAAGACUGCGCCUCUUGGGGUGUCGUUUGGCAUGGCCUUCCUGCUUCUCUCAUUCAUUCUGGUCAUCUGUUUCACGGGCCAUUUCACGCAUUGCAGUAAGACCUCCUCAUCCUCUUGGCUCUGGCUGCUGCGCUGGUCCGGAGUGAUCGCCAACAAGCCCUGGCCGAGAAUCACCCUCACCAUGGCAACCACCACCCUCAUCCUGGUCAUGGCCGUCUUCAACAUGUUCUUUGUGGAUGAGGAUCUGGCAACACCCGUGCCUGUUUACAAUAUCUCCAACGAGACUAACUUCUACCCAGAUGGGAUCCCAGUGCCUUUCAUAGAGAGGAAUAACUUCUACCUUCCAUACUUUAUCUACAGCUGCAUCCUGGGCCUGAUCUCCUGUUCAGUAUUCCUACGUAUCAACUAUGAGCUGAAGAUGCUGGUGAUGCUGACCGCGGUCAUCGCCUACAACAUCAUCAUCCUGCACACCCACGGCACCCUGCUGGACGAAUACAGCAGGUUUCUCUACCAGACAGAGGAACAGGACAGGCCUGGUGUCCUGAAGGACCUGAAGACAAUGGGCUCUGUGUCUCUCUUCAUAUUCUUUGUCACGCUGCUUGUGCUGGCAAGACAGAAUGAAUAUUACUGUAGGUUGGACUUCCUGUGGAAGAACAAGUUCAAGAAGGAGUGCGAGGAGAUCGAGACCAUGGAGAACCUCAACAAGGUGCUGCUGGAGAACGUGCUGCCGGCCCACGUGGCGGAACACUUCCUGGCGCGGAACUGGAAGAAUGAGGACCUAUACCACCAGUCUUAUGACUGGGUGUGUGUGAUGUUUGCCUCCAUCCCGGACUUCAAAGAGUUCUACACGGAGUCGGAUGUGAACAAAGAGGGCUUGGAGUGCCUUCGGCUUCUGAAUGAAAUCAUUGCAGAUUUUGACGAGCUGCUCUCCAAGCCAAAGUUCAGCGGCGUCGAGAAGAUCAAGACCAUCGGCAGCACUUACAUGGCAGCUACAGGCCUCAAUGCAUCGCCAGGGGCAGAGUGCACACAGGAGCAUGACAGGCAGUACAUCCACAUCGGGACCAUGGUGGAGUUUGCCUUCGCCCUAGUGAGCAAGCUGGACGUCAUCAACAAGCAUUCCUUUAAUGACUUCAAACUGCGCAUCGGUAUCAACCACGGGCCGGUGAUUGCUGGUGUGAUUGGGGCCCAGAAGCCUCAGUAUGACAUCUGGGGAAACACAGUGAAUGUAGCCAGCAGAAUGGACAGCACGGGCAUCUUGGGGAAAAUACAGGUGACGGAGGAGACGAAUGCAGUGCUGGCAGCCCUAGGCUACUCCUGCUCCUGUCGAGGCAUCAUCAGCGUCAAGGGCAAAGGCGAGCUCACGACCUACUUUGUUCACGCCGAGAUGAACCGCUCUCUGUCACAGGGGAAUGUAGUGACAUGAGGUCAUGUUGGUGGACGGCGAGUCACAGACACUGACGUGAGACUUGCAUCGGACAACUGCACCCACAGACUGAGACUCGUAUCGGACAAUUACAUACGGUAGCCACAGAGAGAGACUCGUGUCAGACAUCCAAUCACACAGUGCACAGCAAGACAGAUGCGGGCCAUCCAAUCAGCAAACUCCAUCGCAUCUCCCAAUCAGCCACGAGCAUCAGGCACAAUGUAGCCAACUCUACACAAGCAGCAGACUGAAGGUAGUCACUCAUCAAAUGCAAUUCAGAUCAUGACAACUGGAUCACAGAAACACUCAAUGGGCACAGGACUACUGUAAUCAUGAAAUAAUAAAAAAGAAGAAGAAAAAAAAAACGACCGACAUCAUCCAAUCAGAGACGAUUCUGUACAUAGCUCCGCCUUCUCUUAAGAUGCACGGAAUGUUGGAUGUAUUUACAAACUUGAAACCAAUCUCAUGGCAUUUCUUCGGUAGGAAUGUUCUUACAGGGUCAGUAUCAUUGGAUGUACAGUACGGUAGCAUAAUGUUUUUUUUGUAUGAGAGCCAAAUUUGACAAAGAAAUCAUUUGAUGUUUUACCACCAUUGUCAUUGUCCUUUUUCCUUUUGUUUUAUUUUUUUAUUUUGUA
Engraulis encrasicolus (European anchovy) is the source of this 4001-nucleotide messenger RNA. RefSeq names its product adenylate cyclase 2a (gene adcy2a). Gene Ontology annotation, biological process: cAMP biosynthetic process; adenylate cyclase-activating G protein-coupled receptor signaling pathway; adenylate cyclase-inhibiting G protein-coupled receptor signaling pathway. Gene Ontology annotation, cellular component: plasma membrane. The coding region runs from base 1 to 3366 and encodes 1121 amino acids. The record is from RefSeq and is a predicted model, not a curated record. NCBI's taxonomy places the organism in Eukaryota, Metazoa, Chordata, Actinopteri, Clupeiformes, Engraulidae. Gene Ontology annotation, molecular function: adenylate cyclase activity. The transcript has 25 exons.